Molecule: messenger RNA, 1710 nt
Organism: Penicillium odoratum
Lineage: Eukaryota; Fungi; Ascomycota; Eurotiomycetes; Eurotiales; Aspergillaceae
Product: putative tannase
Exons: 3
Coding region: 1-1710 (569 amino acids)
Source: RefSeq, a predicted model, not a curated record
AUGCGUUAUUCCAGGACCCCUGCGGCCGCACUCGCCUUUGCGACUGCGGCCUCCGCUACAUCUCUCAGCACCAUUUGCACGGACGCAUAUGCGAAGAAAUCCUUGCCAAUUGGUGCUAUUGAUGGUAUCACGAUUGAUUCAUCUUCGGUUUCGACGAGCCUUGUUACGAAUUUUACUGCUACUUCGAUUUUUUUCCCUACCGAUACCUUCAACUACUGCAAUUUGACCUUUGCCUACUCCCAUGAUGGUAUUGAUGGGGAUGUGGUUCAUGUGCAGUACUGGUUGCCUGAACCUUCCAAGUUCAAAAACCGCUAUGUUUCGACCGGUGGUGGUGGUUGGGCUAUCAACUCGGGAAGCACGUCCAUUCCUACGGGUCUUGUUGCUGGAGGUGUUGGCGGCUUGACCGAUGGCGGAUUUGGAAACUUCGAUACUCAAUUCAGCGAUGCUGCUUUACUGGCUAAUGGAACUGUGAAUUGGCAGGCAACCUACAUGUUUGGAUACCAAGCGCACAACGAGCUGGCCAUCUUUGGAAAGGAGCUGACUCGCAACAUUUACAACGUGGCCUCCAGUGAGAAGAUCUAUUCUUACUACCAGGGAUGUUCCGAAGGAGGUCGUGAAGGAUGGAGUCAGGUCCAGCGGUUCCCAGACCAAUUCGAUGGUGUUGUUGCUGGGGCACCCGCUUUCCGCUGGGCACAGCAGCAGACCAACCACCUGAGUGGUAAUGUCAUGGAGAAGACUCUGGGCUACUACCCCUCCAACUGCGAGCUCGAGAAGAUCAUGAACAUGACAAUUGAGAGCUGCGAUCCCCUAGACGGCAAGACCGACGGCGUCGUUGCCCGAUCCGAUCUUUGUCUCGACAAUCUCAACUGGGACAAGAUUGAAGGAGCCUCCUACUCCUGCGCCGCCGCCACCAGCUACGGAUCCACUACCCCCGCUGCCUCGGGCACCGUUUCCGCCAAGGCCAUCGAACUCGUCAAGACAUACUGGAAAGGUCUCUACGACUCAGACGGCAAGCGCGUCUACUUCAGCUACCAGCCCGGUGCCACCUUUACUGAUCUUGAAACCGAGUACAACUCAGAGACCAAGAGCUACGAGCUGGAUAUCAGCGGUCUAGGCGGGAUUUGGAUCGCGCAGUUCAUCGACUUCAUCAAGGAUGCCGAGAACAUCGACAGCCUGACAAAUGUUACCUAUGACACUCUCAAGGAAUGGAUUAUCUACUCGGAAAAGAAAUAUGGCGAUAUCCUACAGACCACUUACCCCGAUCUCACUGAUUUCCAAGCCGCCGGCGGAAAAGUCCUGCACGUCCACGGUGAACAGGACUUCUCCAUCCCCACCGCCUCGUCAGUCCGCUACUGGGACUCCGUUCGAUCUGUCAUGUUCCCUGAAAAGGGCUACCGGGAGGGUGCUGCCGCUGUGGACGAUUUCUACCGUCUCUUCCUUAUCCCUGGUGUCGGUCAUUGUGCGGUAAAUGACUACGAACCCAAUGCCCCGUGGCCGCAAUUUACUUUGCAAAGCGUGAUUGAAUGGGUUGAAAAUGGGAAUGCGCCUGCUACGCUGGCUGGAUCGACUGAAAUUGAGUCCACUAUGUGUCGCUGGCCAUUGCGUCCUCUGUGGACUGACAAUGGUAAGAAGUUCCAGUGUGUCUAUGAUCAGGACUCAGUGGAUUCUUUCACCUACGAUCUUAAUGCGUACAAGCUUCCUGUUUACUAG